Molecule: messenger RNA, 3078 nt
Organism: Monopterus albus (swamp eel)
Lineage: Eukaryota; Metazoa; Chordata; Actinopteri; Synbranchiformes; Synbranchidae
Product: cyclic nucleotide-gated cation channel beta-1-like
Exons: 30
Coding region: 1-2841 (946 amino acids)
Biological process (GO): monoatomic cation transmembrane transport; retina homeostasis
Cellular component (GO): intracellular cyclic nucleotide activated cation channel complex; plasma membrane; photoreceptor outer segment
Molecular function (GO): protein-containing complex binding; cGMP binding; intracellularly cGMP-activated cation channel activity
Source: RefSeq, a predicted model, not a curated record
AUGGUCCUGAUGUUGGAUGACGUCCAACAGGACCAGAUGUAUGAUGUAGAAACAAUGCCAGAUUAUGAGCCCUUCCCACACAUCCCGGUGGUGGAGGUGUCAGAUGAUGAGGGGAUGCAGCUGAAGUUUCACAGAAAGGAAGGCAUAGAGAUGGCACAUAUGGCUGAGGAGGUAACCAGGCAUACAGCUGAGAUGGCCAUUGAAGGAUACUCCAUCAAACUCUCACUGGGCAAUCAAGAACUGCUGGAGGGGCCUAAAGUCGAGCUGCCAGUGCCACAAGAAGAGAAGAGUGAAGUGGAGCACAAUAAAAUUACAGACAACCACAGCUUCCCUUGGCAACAGCCGUCCAAUCCCCCACACGCCCCCACCGACGGCUCCCCGUAUGUGAAUGCUCAUGGACAUUUUCUUUCGGUGCCACUAAAAAUUAACGCUAUUAUUCAAUUAGGAAUAGAAACGAAGAGCAUCUUGCUGAAGAGAAACAGAAGGGAGGAAGAAGAUACUGGGGAUGACUGUGGUGGGAGCUCUAGCCUCAGUCUUCAUCCGGCUGUCAACAUAGAGGAUGUUGACUCAGACCAUGAGAGAAAAGGGGAAGGAGAAGCAGGAGAAGGAGGGGAUGGAAGAGGAGGGGAGGUCCCCCAAAUCCUCACUCCACAAGACCCCAAGCUGACAACCCUCACUGUCCCUGUGACCCCUUCAGGAGGUCGUCAAAGUAAAGGAGAUAAAGAGAGUGGAAGGAGUCAUAGGACUGUCUGGACAAAGAUCAGUGGCAAACUUCACUCUCAAAGUGAAGAUGAUGAUGAUGAAAGAAGCUCCCCUAUCAGGGCCUGGGCCAGCCAGUCCAGCCUGCACAGCCCAGAUGAUGUUCUCAAAGAACGUCCAGGAUCUUCAGCCAGUCAAACCAGUACUGUGGUGAACGAGCGUCUUCAGGAGCUGGUCAGAAUGUUUAAAGAGCGAACGGAGAAGGCCAAAGAGAAACUCAUUGAUCCUGAUAGUUCCGAUGAAGACAGCAUCAUCCCAUCUCCUCAGCCUGCUGCUGGAGCUCAGCCAGUGUGUGGGGAAGAGGCGGUGGCACAAGAAGGUCCAUCAGGAGGAGGAGGAGUGGAGAGUGAGGUGGAGGAGAAGCAGUGUAGUCGUUGCUGCAAGAUGAAAACUCCUCAUUGGAUACAAGCCUGUCUGCACUACUGCUUCCCCGCCAGCAUCGACCCCUUCACCAACCUAAUGUAUGUGCUGUGGUUGCUUUUGGUGUCUGUGGCAUGGAACUGGAAUUUGUGGUUCAUCCCGGUGCGCUCUACCUUCCCCUACCAGACUCCAGAAAAUAUUUAUUAUUGGCUGCUUAUCGACUACCUUUGUGACUUUAUUUACAUCCUGGACAUCACUGUCUUCCAGCCACGGCUGCAGUUUAUUUGUGGAGGGGACAUAGUGACUGACAAAAAAGAGACAAGAAAGAAUUACACGACAAACAAAAACUUCAAAUUUGAUAUUGCCAGCCUUGUUCCCCUGGAACUCUUCUAUUUUAAAACUGGCAUCAACCCUCUGCUUCGCUUACCCAGGCUGCUGAAGGUCCACUCCUUCUUUGAGUUCAAUGAUCGUCUAGAAGCCAUCUUGGCCAAAGCCUACAUCUACAGGGUGAUCCGUACCACCACCUAUCUUCUGUUCUGUCUCCACUGUAAUGCCUGUAUCUUCUACUGGUAUUCUGCCUGGAAAGGGCUGGGAUCUACCACAUGGGUGUAUGAUGGUGAGGGCAACAGUUACAUUCGCUGUUACAUCUAUGCUGUGAGGUCCAUAAUCACCAUUGGGGGUGUGCCACAGCCCACCACCCUAUCUGAGAGGAUCUUCCAACUCAUCAACUACUUUGUUGGAGUCUUUGUCUUCUCUAUCAUGAUUGGGCAAAUGCGUGAUGUGGUGGGUGCAGCUACAGCAGGUCAGACCUACUAUCGCAGUUGCGUGGACAACACUAUUAAAUACAUGUCCUCCUAUCGAAUCUCCAAAGACGUCCAGAAUCGGGUCAAAACCUGGUACAGCUACACCUGGCAAUCUCAAGGCAUGCUGGAUGAGCAGGAGCUGCUGUCUCAGUUGCCAGAUAAAAUGCGUCUGGACAUAGCUAUAGAUGUGAACUAUUCCAUUGUCAGCAAAGUCCCUCUUUUUCAGGGUUGUGACAGACAGAUGAUCUUUGACAUGCUAAAAAGCCUGCGCUCUGUUGUCUACCUUCCAGGGGACUAUGUCUGCAAAAAGGAUGAGGUGGGUCGGGAGAUGUACAUCAUAAAAGCAGGGGAGGUGCAGGUGGUUGGCGGGCCAGAUGGAAAAACUGUGUUUGUUACUCUGAGAGCAGGAUCAGUCUUUGGAGAGAUCAGCUUGCUUGCAGUUGGUGGGGGUAACAGGCGCACCGCAAAUGUGAUUGCUCAUGGCUUUGCCAACCUCUUCAUCCUGGACAAAAAAGACCUGAAUGAAAUCUUGGUCCACUAUCCAGAGUCUAAGAAACUACUCCGCAGGAAGGCCAGGAAGUUGCUUAACAAAGGAAAGAAACCUGAGCCCAAAGAAGAGGCUAAGGAACCCCCUCAGGUCCCGAUGGCCCCUGUCAGGGCAGAGACUCCCAAAUUACUGAGAGCUGCGCUAGAGAUGACAGAGAAGUCUUCUGGACUUAAAGGAAUUAUGGCUACAAUCAAAGAGAAGACCAGCAAAUCCAACAUCUCAUCACAGCCAUCCAUCUCCUCCUCCCUUCCUGCUGCAUCUCCUGUCUCCAGCUCUGGAACCGAUGGAGACAUGGACACCCCGCGUCACUCAUCUCUGCCAGGCCUACAGCGUUUUGAGCUGCUUCCCAUUGCCACACCAAAUGCUCAGUGACACCUUGCUCUGUAUCACAGUACCAGGGUGAUGGAGGAAACACUUGCCAUGACCAAUGAAAGGAAGGUGUCAGUGAAGGUGAAGAGGAAAGAAAAGAAGUUGUGAUAGUUUGAAGGCAAAUGAGGGAAGGAGAGUGGCUGGAGAAGGUAAGAAGGAAGUGUAGGGGAUUGAGGAAGGUGGAGACAUGAUAUACAGUGGGGCAAAUAAGUAUUUGAUACACUGCCGAUUUUUCAAGUU